Messenger RNA from Rana temporaria (common frog), 1974 nucleotides. It is a transcript of the gene FOXI3, whose product is annotated as forkhead box I3. Gene Ontology annotation, molecular function: RNA polymerase II cis-regulatory region sequence-specific DNA binding; DNA-binding transcription factor activity, RNA polymerase II-specific. Gene Ontology annotation, biological process: anatomical structure morphogenesis; cell differentiation; regulation of transcription by RNA polymerase II. Lineage: Eukaryota; Metazoa; Chordata; Amphibia; Anura; Ranidae. The coding region runs from base 117 to 1259 and encodes 380 amino acids. The transcript has 2 exons. The record is from RefSeq and is a predicted model, not a curated record.
GCUGGCCUCAGGCAGGGAGGAUCUCUUCACUUGGGACGUAUAAAGACAGCACUCCAGAUACAUUAGGCACCUGUUGCCAGAAGCACCUGAAGGUGUCAGGGUGCUUUUAAAAGAGUAUGAACUCAAUUCAUCUUGCAGCUCACCAGAGAUCUGCAACUCUACACCAGCAACCUCACUCAAAAAGUGCCCAAGAAGCGACAGACAUGGCGGUGUAUUGCGACAAUUUCAGUAUGUAUCACCAGCAGAACCUGCACAACUCUCAGAGAGCACCCAAUUAUGGGAUAGGGGAUUAUACACCAUCAACAAACCCCUAUUUGUGGCUCGGUGGGCCUGGAGUGAACAGCUCACCAAGUUACCUUCACAGCAACAACUCAGCUUCAUACAUGCCACCGUCCUAUGGAUCCCAGAGACAAUUCCUGCCAAAUUCGACAAGUUUUGGAGGGACGGACCUUGGUUGGUUAUCCAUAGCCUCCCAGGAGGAACUGCUGAAGCUUGUGAGGCCACCAUACUCUUACUCAGCUCUUAUUGCCAUGGCCAUUCAAAACACUCCAGAAAAGAAGCUCACUCUCAGCCAGAUCUACCAGUAUGUGGCCGACAACUUUCCCUUCUACAAAAAGAGCAAAGCGGGCUGGCAGAACUCCAUCCGGCACAACCUGUCCCUUAAUGACUGCUUUAAGAAAGUUCCAAGAGAUGAGGAUGACCCAGGUAAGGGCAAUUAUUGGACUCUAGACCCCAACUGUGAAAAGAUGUUUGAUAAUGGAAACUUUCGCAGGAAGAGAAAGCGAAGAUCGGAAUCCAGCAGUGUUGAAGCUGUCAAUGGUAAAGGUGAAGAAGGUCGCUCUGCUUUAGGGGGGAAAGAUGGAGGUAGUCCAUCUAUGCUGACCCCUUCAUCCCCUGAGAUGGAACUGGCCACAGAUGAUAGGAAAAGCACCUCUCCUCCAGCCAUCACCUCUACCCCUUGCUUGAAUAACUUUUUUAGCAGCAUGACCUCCUUGGACUCCACCUCUGUGAACAGACAGAUGUCUCUGGGGCUGGUGAAUGAACUCUCUCAGAGGAACAUUACUGGUAUAAGCAGUUUCACCUCAGGCUCUGUGGUGGAGCCAUCUGCAGAUCUACAGGACAGCUUGCACCUCAGCCGAGCUCCGUACUACAACACUUUCUCCAGCUCCACCAAUCAGGGUAGCCAAUUCAACAGCCAUUUCUACAACACCUUCAGUGUCAACAGCUUGAUAUACACAAGGGAAGGGAGUGAAGUUUAAUUUCAGGGAAUGUAAUGAUGCUGGAAACAAUUUUUGGGAUAUCAAGCCACGUUAUAUACACAUAGGUGCCAAAAUGUGGAAGAGGAAUGAACCCUGUGGGUUGGGACCUAUUUAAGAAUCUAACCCAGUGAUUGUUAUAUUAUUAAUCAAGCAAACUAUUCCACUCUGAAAACAUUUUAAUGGUGGUCCAAAAGCAAGACCCUGCUGAUAUUACUGGAAUCUGAAAAAUAGCAGAAUUUUGGUUAUUCCAGUGACACUGCCUCAAAUGUAUAAAAUUAUUAAAUAUGACUGAAUUUUUAAUAACUCAAUCUGCCUUAACCAAGCAAUUGGCGUCAAGUGAUUUGAAAAAAAUUAUAUCUUACAAUACUGUACUCUCAUCUCGAAUCAUACUUCAAGUUAUCACCUCUAUACAAUGUUUUUUUUAAAAAACACUGGACUUUUUUAAUGCAAUUUUUAAUUGUAAUAUUUAGUUGAAUAUUGAAAUAUGGCAAGAUAUGAAACUGCAAACAACACCAUUGCACAAAUUAAGCAACUGCCCAUGGCAUAUUGUUUUGUAAAUACUGUUUUUGUACAUAUACAAUUUCCAUUGUGUACCUUGUGGAAUUUUUUUACUGCUUUUAUUUAUGCUGAGUCCCGUUUUUCAUAUGUUUUUAUAUAUUAACCAGGCAAACUGAAGUAUUUUUUUUUUCUUUUUGCAAUAAAUCAUAUAACAUUU